Messenger RNA from Salvia hispanica, 3007 nucleotides. RefSeq names its product exocyst complex component SEC3A-like. Gene Ontology annotation, cellular component: plasma membrane; exocyst. Gene Ontology annotation, biological process: exocytosis; Golgi to plasma membrane transport. The record is from RefSeq and is a predicted model, not a curated record. NCBI's taxonomy places the organism in Eukaryota, Viridiplantae, Streptophyta, Magnoliopsida, Lamiales, Lamiaceae. Gene Ontology annotation, molecular function: phosphatidylinositol-4,5-bisphosphate binding.
UUACAGUAGCGCAGUUCUAUUUUGACAUUCAUCUGACUUGAAUUGUUGCUGGUUUCCUCCAUCACCAGCUUUCCCCCUUCGCCUCUUUACUGUAAACCCCAGCUUCCAACUCAUUUUCUCUCUCUUCAGAGCUGAGCAACAAUGGCAAAGUCGAGCGCUGACGACGAGGAGCUCCGGAGAGCCUGCGCGGCGGCGAUCGAGGGCACCGAUCAGGAGAUCCUCAUGUCGAUCAGAGUGGCCAAGAGCCGAGGGAUCUGGGCCAAAUCCGGAAAAUUAGGACGCAAUCACAUGGCCAAGCCCCGAGUUCUCGCCAUUUCGACAAAGGCAAAAGGCCAAGGAGCAUCAGUGUUUCUUCAUGUGUUAAAAUAUUCCACCGGAGGUGUUCUUGAACCUGCAAAACUAUACAAGCUGAAGCAUCUAUCAAAAGUUGACGUCGUUACAAAUGAUCCGAGUGGAUGUACUUUUAUGCUGGGAUUUGAUAACCUCAGAAAUCAGAGUGUUGCCCCAUCUCAGUGGACAAUGCGCAAUGUUGAUGACAGGAACCGUCUACUGCUUUGCAUCUUAAAUAUCUGCAAGGAUGUGCUGGGACGUCUUCCUAAAGUUGUUGGUAUAGACGUUGUGGAGAUGGCUCUUUGGGCUAAGGAAAAUACACCAGCCAUUUCUAAGCAACAAGGUGUCGUUCAAGAUGGGCCUAUUGUGGCUGCAGUUGCAGAAACUGACACAAAAGUGACUGUUGAAAGGGAACUUGUAUCUCAAGUGGAGGAAGAGGAUAUGGAGGCUCUUUUAGGAACAUAUGUUAUGGGGAUUGGUGAAGCUGAAGCCUUUUCUGAGCGGUUGAAACGAGAGCUUCAAGCGUUAGAAGCAGCAAAUGUGCAUUCAAUUUUAGAAAAUGAACCUUUAAUAAAUGAGGUAUUGCAGGGGCUUGAGUCAGCUACUAGCUGUGUGGAGGACAUGGAUGAAUGGCUAGGGAUUUUCAAUUUGAAACUUCGCCACAUGAGAGAGGACAUAGAAUCGAUUGAAACACGAAACAACAAGCUGGAAAUGCAGUCAGUAAAUAAUAAAUCUUUGAUUGAAGAACUUGAUAAGCUUCUUGAAAAACUGCGCAUCCCAUCUGAGUAUGCAGCAUGCCUUACAGGGGGUUCAUUCGAUGAGGCUCGCAUGCUUCAGAACAUUGAAGCUUGUGAGUGGCUAGCAAACGCUUUGAGAAACCUUGAAGGUCCCCAUUUGGAUCAUACCUAUGCAAACAUGAGAUCUGUUCGGGAGAAGCGGGCAGAACUUGACAAGUUGAGAAACAAUUUUGUCAAAAGAGCAUCCGAAUUCCUGAGGAACUAUUUUACUAGUUUGGUGGAUUUCAUGAUAAGUGAUAAGAGUUACUUCUCUCAGCGUGGACAACUUAAGAGGCCUGAUCAUGCUGAUUUGAGAUACAAGUGCAGGACAUAUGCACGCCUCUUGCAACACUUGAAGACUUUAGAUAAGAAUUGCCUGGGCCCAUUGAGGAAAGCCUAUUGCAGCUCUCUUAAUUUGCUUCUACGCCGAGAGGCCCGUGAGUUUGCAAAUGAACUUCGUGCUAGUACUAAGGCAUCAAGGAAUCCAACGGUGUGGCUUGAUGGUUCUGCAGGAUCUAACCAAAAUGCUAGUAGUGCAGACACAUCUACUGUUUCGGAGGCAUAUGCAAAAAUGCUGACAAUUUUUAUUCCUCUUCUAGUUGAUGAGAGUUCUUUCUUCGCACACUUCAUGUGCUUUGAAGUGCCAGCUCUUGUUCCACCUGGAAGCCUUGUCAAUGGCAACAAAAAUGUACACACUGAUGAUGAAAAUGAUGAUGAUUUGGGCAUCAUGGACAUUGAUGAUAAUGAGAAUGAUGGUAAAAAAUCUGCAGAUCUGCAGGCUUUGAAUGAAUCACUUCACGAUUUACUUGAUGGAAUACAGGAAGAUUUCUAUGCUGUUGUGGACUGGGCAUACAAGAUCGACCCUCUUCGGUGUAUAUCUAUGCAUGGUACAACAGAACGAUAUAUUUCUGGUCAAAAAGCUGACGCAGCGGGAUUUGUGCGUAUUUUACUGGAUGACCUUGAAAACAGGAUUUCUACACAGUUCAGUCGUUUUGUGGACGAAGCUUGCCACCAGAUUGAGAGAAAUGAGCGAAAUGUUCGACAAAUGGGACUCUUGCCAUAUAUACCAAGAUUUGCUACUCUUGCAACACGUAUGGAGCAAUACAUACAAGGACAAUCGAGGGAUUUGGUUGAUCGGGCGUACACAAAGUUUGUAACUGUAAUGUUUGCUACAUUGGACAAAAUUGCUCAAUCAGACCCUAAGUAUGCAGAUAUUUUGCUUUUAGAAAAUUAUGCAGCCUUUCAAAACAGUCUGUAUGACCUGGCCAAUGUUGUGCCCACUUUAGCAAAGUUUUAUCACCAAGCAAGUGAAGCUUAUGAACAAGCCUGCACACGCUUUAUAAACUCAAUUAUCUUAUAUCAAUUUGAACGCCUUUUCCAGUUUUCACGCAGAAUAGAGGACCUAAUGUAUACAAUUACACCAGAGGAGAUACCAUUCCAGCUAGGAUUGUCAAAAAUGGAUUUGCGCAAAGUUGUGAAAUCAAGUCUAUCUGGGGUUGACAAGUCCAUCGCGGCAAUGUAUAAAAGAUUACAGAAGAAUUUGACAACAUCAGAGGAGCUGUUACCUUCACUAUGGGACAAGUGCAAGAAAGAGUUUCUAGACAAGUACGACAGCUUUGCCCAACUUGUCGUUAAAAUUUAUCCGACAGAGUCCAUCCCUCCCGUUUCAGAAAUGAGAGAUCUACUGGCAUCUAUGUAAAUGAGCAGCCGGUAAAUUUCAUGAGUGUGUAAAAAGUUGUUGAUCAAAUUACUUUACUUAUCUCUUCCACUGCAUUUUGGUGGAGGCUCACAAUUUGAUUUAUUCAAAGAAAGUCGUUAGUAUAGUAUCUAGUGGCUAUCCUUUGUAUUACACGCUUAAUCCAUGAUUGUUAUGAUUAGUGUAAAUCUAUUUUUUCCAGUUA